CUCACCGGGGGGAAGGACGGUACCUUCUCAGAAGUUUGGCAAAAGAGGCAAAGAAAGAGGUCAAGAUUUGCACGUUCAGCGUGCGCGGCGCAGAUCUCUAACGAGGCAUGCUUGUUUUCUUCCAUACAAAAGCGCAACCCCACCUAAUGAUUGUCUGAUCGACAUACCUGCCUCGUCGUGGCGAGUUAUAUCAUCUGGGGUUGUUUCCCUCCUUCUCUAAAAGGCAGCGGGGAAAACAACAAAACUCCCAACAGGAUGGAAACCCCGAGAAACCAGGCUGGGCCGAGGAAGAGCGGCAUGAUGGAACGCCUACGGCGACUGCGCUCGGAUCCGAAACCAGAGAUAGACCCAACAGCGAAGCCAGAGAGGCCAGUCAUCUUUACGCCACACCGUGCUGCAGAAUGCGUCGGCGAGGGUCUGGAUGAGCCAAGGACUCCUAAGCUGGACGACAGGCUCGGGACAGCAGUUCAGUCCGGUAGCAAAGACGAGGCGGGUCAGGAGAGCACUGGAAGGCAGCCCGACGACAACGUGGAAAUGGUCGUGCAACCGCCAAAGGGGGGCACCGGGUCCUCGGACUAUGAGGCCUUUCUCCAGAAGGCUGUAGAGGACGAACGCCAACGGGUCGAGAGCGGCCAAACCAGCGUACCAAAACCGAAGCAGCAACCACAGCUCAAUCAGUUCUACUCUCAGGGCUGGGCAGACGCAUCACCCGCUGCUCAGCCCAAACUCGCAGAAAUUCAGGAGUCCGAGUCAGAGCCAGAGUCUGACGACAAUGGCGACGACGAUGUCAGUAGUAGAGACACAGGAGACAUCUCGCCGACCCAGCAGCGCGGUCUGGGCCGUCAAGACUCGUCGUCCUCUUCUACGAGCUCAGGGAGUCACGACUUUGCCGACUCCCCCGAUACGAGACCCACCCUCACACAAACCUGGCCUGGGGCGGACCGGGAGGGUCGUCACGUCAGCUUCAAGGAGCCCACGAGAGUGAGGAACAGGAGCGACUCGAAUCCCAACCUGUACACGCAUACCCGCUGCUCCGAGUCGCCGCAGGGACGGAGGGCAAUCGCGAGGCGGAAGAGCAUUCGCCGGACGAUUACUGAUUAUGUUCGUCAGCUCACAUAGCUGCUGGCAUGGCACGGCACGGCACGGUACGGCCACUUGUAGGAGCCAUAUUAAUAACGAGUCUC
Messenger RNA from Cryphonectria parasitica EP155, 1184 nucleotides. RefSeq lists its product as uncharacterized. NCBI's taxonomy places the organism in Eukaryota, Fungi, Ascomycota, Sordariomycetes, Diaporthales, Cryphonectriaceae. The transcript is spliced from 2 exons. Bases 256 to 1119 code for a protein of 287 amino acids. The record is from RefSeq and is a predicted model, not a curated record.